AUUGUUGAACGGUCGGGUUGACUGCCGGCAGCCGUCCCGUCAUUAGAAUGUCCGCUUGAUCGGCACGCUACAGACAAAGCGAUCGCCGUCUUCGUCGCUCGUCGGGAUCCUAAAAUAGCUUGUUAAGGCUUGGACAAACAACCGUUUCGCGAAGAUUUAAUAGUCUGUUGGUACCAUUACGGCUGAUAGCUGAUAAUCGCGACCUCGGGUGAGUUCGAUCAGCCACUGCGCGCGCUUCGUUAUCAGUUGCCUCCGUGAAGAUCACUCUCCGGUUGACCCGAUCGUAACCGACACAGCGGACCGCUAGUUCAGUAGCAAGCCCACAGUCGAACCGUCAGGAUGGUCAUCAGAAUAGCGCUGGUUCAGCUCAAGAUCGCGGGAGCGCGCGAGAAGAUCUUGAAGAACGCAGUGGAUCUGAUCCGGAUCGCCAAGAAGGAAAAGUUCGCGAACGUGGUGGUGCUGCCGGAGAGCUUCAACAUUCCGUACAGCGAGGCGGACUUUGCAGCGAACGCCGAGGCGAUCCCGUCCGGGGAGACGAGCAAGGCGUUGAGCGAAGCGGCCAGCCAUUUUGGGGUGCACGUCGUGGGAGGAUCGUUUGUGGAGCGUGAUCGCGAUGGGAAGCUGUUCAACACUUGUACGGUAUGGGGACCCGAUGGCGCGCUGGUGGCCAAGCAUCGGAAGGUCCACCUCUGCGACACCAACAUCCCGGAGAAGCUGGUGGUGAACGAGACGUCGGUGUUCACCCGUGGCGAUAGCUACACGACGUUCUACGUGGGUGAAACCAAGAUCGGGCUGGGCAUCUGCUGGGACAUGCGGUUUCCGGAGUUUGCCGCGGCGUACCGUGCCGACGGGUGUGAUCUGCUGAUCUACCCGGCCGUUUGUGACUGCUACACCGGCGAGUUGCACUGGGAACUGCUGGCUCGGGCUCGUGCCGUCGACAACCAGGUGUUUGUGGCGUUCUGCUCGCCGGCACGGGAUCCCCACGCGGACCUGGUGGCGUACGGACACUCGCUCGUUGUGGAUCCGUGGGGAAAGGUCAUCCAGAAGGGCACCGAGUUCCAGGAGAUUGUGGUGGCGGAUUUGAUACUAAAGACGCUGCCCGAAGCACGUAGCCAGAUUCCGGUGCUGCAGCAGAAGAGAGCCGACCUUUACGAGUUGGUGAAGAAGAAGUGACGCGGAACUGACCAAGGAAGAUUGUGAUUGCGUGAUGAUGGAAAAUUUUUAACAAAUUGAUUGUGACGAAUUCAGGACUUUUUGUGUAUACGUUUUAAAAAUUGUGAUAAUGAAUAAACACGUGCAUCGCGGUGGUAUGUUGAUAAGGAA
Culex pipiens pallens (northern house mosquito) is the source of this 1323-nucleotide messenger RNA. Its product is annotated as omega-amidase NIT2-like. The record is from RefSeq and is a predicted model, not a curated record. Gene Ontology annotation, cellular component: mitochondrion. Lineage: Eukaryota; Metazoa; Arthropoda; Insecta; Diptera; Culicidae. The transcript has 2 exons. Gene Ontology annotation, molecular function: omega-amidase activity. Gene Ontology annotation, biological process: L-glutamine metabolic process; oxaloacetate metabolic process. The coding region runs from base 340 to 1173 and encodes 277 amino acids.